Molecule: messenger RNA, 948 nt
Organism: Cervus elaphus (red deer)
Lineage: Eukaryota; Metazoa; Chordata; Mammalia; Artiodactyla; Cervidae
Product: olfactory receptor 14A16-like
Exons: 1
Coding region: 1-948 (315 amino acids)
Biological process (GO): G protein-coupled receptor signaling pathway
Cellular component (GO): membrane
Molecular function (GO): olfactory receptor activity; G protein-coupled receptor activity; odorant binding
Source: RefSeq, a predicted model, not a curated record
AUGACUGAGAAAUUAACCAACAUUACCACUAUAACAGAAUUUUUGCUCAUGGGAUUCACUGAUGAUCAGGUACUACAAGGACUCUAUGUUCCAUUCUUCUUCCUGAGUUACCUGACAGCACUGAUGGGGAACCUCCUCAUUAUUAUCCUCGCCACCACUGACCGGCGUCUCCAGUUGCCCAUGUAUUUCUUCCUAAAGAAUUUGUCCUUGAUUGAUAUCUGCUACAUCUCUGUCACUGUGCCCAAAUCCAUCAUAAACUCUCUGACCAAAAACCAUUCCAUAUCUUUCCUGGGAUGUGCCUCACAAAUUUUUCUUUUCAUUUUUUUGGCUGGCACAGAGUAUGCCCUCCUUAUAGUGAUGUCUUAUGACCGCUAUGUUGCCAUCUGCCAUCCUCUGUACUAUGAGACAAUCAUGAAUAGAGGCACCUGUCUGCAGAUGGUGACAGCAUCGUGGGCUAGUGGGUGUGUCUAUGGAUCCAUUCAUGUUGCAGGUACAUUCUCUGUGCGUUUCUGUGGGCCCUAUAUAGUGCAUCAGUUCUUCUGUGACAUUCCUUCAGUGCUCACACUUGCUUGUUCAGGAGAGCAAAUUCUAGAAUAUGCAUUUAUUGUCACUAGCUGUACUUUUGCUUCUGUAUGCUUUCUUUUCCUGAUUGCCUCUUAUAUUUACAUUUUCUCAGCUGUCCUAAGGAUUCCAUCUGCACAAGGCAGGUUCAAAACUUUCUCUACUUGUGUACCCCAUCUCACUGUAGUGAUAUUGUUUCUCUUUUCUGGUAUCGCCAAUUAUUUAGGGACUAAUUCUAAGUCUGCAUCAUCACUGAAUCUCUUCAUGUCUGCAUUAUACUCUAUAUUACCUCCCAGCCUGAACCCUUUCAUCUAUAGUCUGAGGAACAAGGACAUGAAGGCAGCCCUAGGCAAAAUACUAGGUGGUAAAAUGUUGCCAAAGACAUGA